UUUGACAAGCGCGGCAAGAAGCGAUUUAGAAAUAGUAACCUGUGUAUGUGAUGUUCGUUGUGAAACUGUGUUACUGUAACAGCCGACAUGUCCUUGUGUGAGUCUCAAGAGAAUGUGAACAUAUAUUUUGUUAUUCCUCGACAAUGUUCGUCGGAGGAAUCUUGUUCAAAUGAUAUGAAGUCCGCGUACACGAGCUGUGUUGAACAAUCUCUACAUCCAGAAUGGAUCACAGAAAACUCUUGUGUGAAGCUGACCCCUGUGAAGAAAGAUGUUUUUGUCUUCUCAGAAUUUGAGGGUGUCGCUUAUGAACAUUUGUGUAAUAAUAAAUGUGUCAGAAUAGUUGGGCCACGCUGCAUUCUAACUUGCCUCACAGAAGGAAUUUCAAUACCUGAAGGCCGUUCUGCAAUUUACACUGUGGGAAUGAGGGGACUCCUAAUUAGCACCACUGGUUUUGAUGGUGAACCAAAGAAAAAAAUUACAAAACUGGUCGAGUUCAUGGGAGGUGUUUUUACCAACAAACUAAGACAGAGUGUCACCCAUCUUGUUGCACAUUCUGUGCUUUCAGAGAAGUACCAGAAAGCAACUGAGCAGGGCAUACCUGUCAUGACAGAGAAGUGGGUGCUGGAAGUGUGGGAAGCUAGCAAGCUCAGAAAUGUCCAUGCAACAGAUGACGAAUUUAUGAAUUAUAAGUGCCCAAUUUUUCACAACUUGUGUGUGACAUCAUCUGGGCUACCCCACAAAGAAAGAGACACGAUUAAAGAGCUUAUAAACAGUAAUGGUGGUGAGUAUUCAGGCAAACUUAUAGGUGACCAAACUCAUAUGUUGGUUAUCCAAGAACCUUAUGGAGAAAAAUUCAAGUACGCAUCACAGUGGCAGCUCCCUUGUGUGCUACCUGCAUGGGUUCAAGAUAGCGUAAAGAAUGGUUACGCACUUCCAGUUGAACCUUACGGUGUGAAACAGAAGCAGAAGUCGUCUACACCAGUGCAUGAUGACCCUAGAUUACCAAAUUUCUCAAUGAUAAGUGCUGUGGGCUUUGGUACAGGUACUGUGGAUGAGACUGCAAUGAAUACAUCCACAUUCUCUGUGAUUUCAAGUCGAAGAAGCUCAAUUGGCAGCUUAAUCCCUCCAAAAUACAUGGAAGUUGUCAAUAAAUUGACAUUGGCAGAUGCAAAGAAGGCUGGUCCUUUCUUGGAUGGCUGCAAGGUUUAUCUCAGUGGAUUUAGUCUUGACGUCUGUGAAAAUCUUAGGAAGAUACUAAAUGCAGGAGGAGCAACAAGAUUCAGUGUACUUUCAGAUCCAGUGUCCCACAUUAUUGUUGGUGAUCAUGUACCUGAAGAUGUAAAUUACCUGAAGAAGAGUGGAAUCAGACCUCAUGUCGUAACUAUUGACUGGUUGCUUGAAAGCUUGAAGCAAAGACGUCCUGCUCCUGAAGAACUGUUCUUGGUAUCUGGGAACAAUGCAAAGCCUGCUGAACCACCAUCACCAUUGAGCAAAAAGGGUGCUCAUCUUCUCAGAAGACCAAGUGAUGUCAGCUCUCCAAUUCCGCUGCAGAUUGCCUCUGACAAGCUUGUAGAGAAAAAAGAUGCUGAAGCGGAAGAACAGGCUGAUGUUACAAUAGUCCAUCAGUAUCUAAAUGCCAGUCAGUCUGAGCCCCUGGAGAAUUAUGGAAAAGCAUCAGGUUCCAAGUACAUUCCAGAAGUGAAGCAAAAUGAUGUCGCUGAAGUGCUUAAACCAAAUGAGUCCAGCCAGUCCCUGUUGUCAGAAAAUACAAGUCAGUCAUCAGGCUGCCCAGCUAUUUUCAAAGGUCUCACAUUUUCAACUGCAGGCUUUACUGAAGAGGAGACACAGGCCUUAGAAGAAGUGAUUAAGGAAAAAGGCGGACGUGUUGUCCAUCGUGGAUUUAAAGGCAUCCCCGAUUAUGGAAUUGUACCUUUAGAAGGGGAAAGACUUUAUCACACAACUAAUGCUGUUGUAACUCAUCUUUGGGUGGAAGAUUGCUAUGAAUGUGGAGAACUAGUACCUGUGAAUUAUUAUCACCAGCCUGUAUCAUUAGAUACAAGCACCAAACCAUUAAAAAAUUGUGUGAUAGCUCUGAGUACGUAUGCUGGCAAAGAGAGAGAGUUCAUCACUUCUGUUGCAGAACUUCUGGGGGCCAGAACACAAGAGACUUUUGCAAGAGUAAAUAACCCAGAGAAGGGUGCUAUUGCAUCGACACAUCUUAUCUGUCCAGAGCCUGGCAGCAAAAAAUAUUUGGCAGCUUUGAAAUGGAGUGUUCCUGCAGUGAACCAUAGGUGGCUGCUGGCUUGUGCACGUGAGGGGAGAUGUGUUAAUGAAGAGCCUUACCUUGUUAAAGAACCAAGCUCCCCUAAAGAGGUUGAAGGAAGUCAUUCCUCUGGGAGAGGCUCUGAUGUUAAUCACAGUAAGCUUGGCACACCUGUAACACUACCAAAGGAAAUCCAGAAUGCUGAGGAGAAGCAGCCGCAAGCUGCAGCUUUGGUUGUUGAAGAAACUGUACCUUCUGUAAAUGUUACAAGAAGUUCAGACAGUGCAAGAAAAUCAAUGGGUCCACCUGAUACAGCUAAGGUACCAACAACAAAUGAAAGGGAGAGACGCAGGACAACUGGACCAGUUAACUCUCCAUCAACACCUGCUGGAAAUCCUAUGGGAACUGCUCAGAACUUAGGCUUUUCACCAUUCAGCCAGGAAACGCCGAUAAGGACGUUAAUAUCGUCAGUCACAGACAAUGCAAAUGUAACACCCAAUAAUGGUUGGACAUUUGAUCCAAAUGAAGCAACCCCAAAGCCUCCAAACUACAUGUCUACGCCAGAGACACCAUAUGGACAAGUCUUUAAACCCAACCCUUCACCUACAACCAGGAAGAACUGGAAGAGAUGGAUUGACAGUAUACCAGAAUUCGAGAAGCUGGAGCCUGACGAAAAGAAGAGACGAUUGAGCACACCUUUGUCCGAGAUUAAGCGCCAGAUAUGGGAAAAAUUUGGAGGCAUAAAAAUUCCAAGAAAGCUGAAGACAGAAGAAUUACAGCAAGAGGAAGAUAAUACCCUGGCUUCCCCCCAUGUAGCAGCACGUCCACUUCACUUCUCACCUGUAGCUGGUACCUCAAAGGACAAUCUGCAGAGUGAAAGCAGUCCACAGACUGAAAAGGUGGUGGCUCAACAGGACCAGCAGCAACCAGAAGCUACACAAAAUGGCCCAUCAGCUGGUAUUAAUACGCAGUUACAUGCCCUGGGAGAAAUUCUGACUGUUCCUGUAAAUUCACCAAGGGCUCCACUGUUUGAGGGUGGAGAAGAAACUCCAAAUAAGGUGAAAAAUGUAGACCAAGGAGAGAGUAAAAAGACUGAAAACCUGCCAGCGUCUCUGGAGAUUAAUACAGACUGUGUGGACUGGGUUGAUCCUGCUGUUAGCGACGAAGCCUCUCAGGAAGUGAAACAGCCGCCCAAAAUAAUGCUGUCAAACGUAGAAGACAGGGAUUCAUAUGUCAAAAUGAUCAUGGAUCUGGGUGGCCAUGUAUCAGAUAAAACUGUCUUUGAUCCCACUGCAACACAUCUCAUUUGUGGUAAACCGGCACGAAGUGAGAAGCUAUUGGGUAGUAUUGCAUCUGGCAAAUGGGUAUUACACAAGAGCUUCAUAGAUGCAAGUUGCAGAGCAGGUACUUUUGUUAAGGAAGAGGAAUAUGAGUGGGGCAACCCCAAAGCAAAAGAACUGUGGAGCCAGUUGCGACCUGGCAGUGUGGAUAUGGCAUUGGCUAAGGCAGUUUACAGGUGGCGGUGCAAACUGUGCGGUAGCAAUCGUGGUGCCUUCUCAGCUAUGAGAGCCAUCAUACACACAAAUCAAGAGAAGGCAGCUUCUUUUGCCAGACUUAUCAAGGCCGGAGGUGGACAGGUGCUGGACGUCAGGCCACCAUACAAAAAUCCUCAGGGUGCAACACAUUGCUUUGCUGAACUUAACAAGUUAAAUGAACCAAUAGAUAUGGAAGCAUUGGUUAAGAAUAAAGUACCAUGCUUGUCUCCACUCUAUCUCAACAAUUACCUUGUUAACGAUCCUCCACCAGAUGCUGAUUCAUGUGUCCUUCCAGAAUAUAGCCGUAUAAUGCAACAGUUGGACAGAUGAUAGUUGUUGCUGCAUUUCUGAGACCAACUGCUUUAGCUUUGAUGUGAUGUGGAGCUAUUUAUGACAUAUGACUAUGUACAGUUUUUUAAUAAAUAUGUGCAUGUGUUGUUUUUAUAUAUUUCUCUUAAAGUUGUAACUAGUUUACGAUAUCAGGACAUGUGUAUAGGACAUUUGACAUGGCAGUGCCAUAACAAGAAAGGAAAAAAAGCCAAGCAUUUUAAUGUAUGCAUAUUUUUUUAAAUAUAUAGGAAAGUGUAAACUCAUACUGAGACAAACAGUUCCUGGAUAAAAAAAAAGUCCCAUGUACACUGUAUGUUUUAAUUGUUGACAGUCUGUGUGUAAAUAAAAAAAUAUCAGUUUG
This is a messenger RNA of Schistocerca serialis cubense, 4489 nucleotides long. RefSeq names its product DNA topoisomerase 2-binding protein 1-A-like. NCBI's taxonomy places the organism in Eukaryota, Metazoa, Arthropoda, Insecta, Orthoptera, Acrididae. The coding region runs from base 88 to 4128 and encodes 1346 amino acids. The transcript is spliced from 25 exons. The record is from RefSeq and is a predicted model, not a curated record. Gene Ontology annotation, biological process: mitotic DNA replication checkpoint signaling; mitotic G2 DNA damage checkpoint signaling; DNA replication initiation.